Messenger RNA from Podarcis muralis (Common wall lizard), 339 nucleotides. The record is from RefSeq and is a predicted model, not a curated record. Lineage: Eukaryota; Metazoa; Chordata; Lepidosauria; Squamata; Lacertidae.
AUGGUUCACGGCUAUGUUGGUGUGCCACUUCAGCACCGUACAGGCCUUGCCCUUUGUCUGCUGAACAGAUAUUUUGACCGGGUGAUUGAGUCAUGCCGUGUCGGUCUGCAGAAGCCAGAUCCCAAGAUCUAUGAGUAUGCACUGGAUGUGCUGAAAGUGAAACCUGAAGAGGUUAUUUUUCUGGAUGACACUGGCGCAAACUUGAAGCCCGCUCGGGAGAUGGGCAUGGCCACCAUCCUCGUGAAAGAUUUUGACUCUGCUCUGAAGGAGCUGCAGGACCUGACGGGAGUUCAGGUGAGGAGCUUUUUUGCAUGCGGACAUUGAGUGGAAAUGACUUUC